AUGGAGGUCGAACUCUAUGUAUACGACCUAUCUCGCGGGAUGGCUCGCGCCAUGAGCCAGCAGUUUCUGGGUAUCCAACUCGAUGCCGUGUAUCAUACAGCCAUCGUUUUCGAUCAUAUCGAGUAUUUCUUCGGCGCCGGAGUCCAGACUUGCUAUGCCGGACAGACACAUCAUGGCCGGCCGAUGGAGAUCAUCAAGCUCGGCCAGACGCAUUUACCUAUGGAGACGAUACUGGAAUAUCUUGAAAGUCUGAAACAAGUCUACACGCCAGAGAGCUAUGAUUUAUUCGCUCAUAACUGCAACAACUUUUCUCACGACUUUAGCAUGUUCUUGGUUGGCAAAGGCACUGACCCUGUACGAAGUAUUCCUUCUCACAUAACUUCGCUUCCACAACGUGUUCUGGAUACGCCUUUUGGUCAAAUGCUCAGGCCGCAAAUCGAUGCUAGCAUGCGUUCAAUCACACAGGCGCCAGUAGCGCCACCGGCGCCUUAUCAGCCAAGAUCUAGUACACAGGAGAGCAACAAAUCAAAGAACGAGAUUACUGGUGCUUAUGGCAAAGUGCUUUUGCCGUCCAGCCUGUCAUUGCUUCAGACGGAGCUCAACAAGGCAAAGGAGACAUGCGCCGUCAUCUUCUUCACAUCCUCGACGUGUGCUCCUUGCCGGCUAGCAUACCCCAUGUUCGACGCUCUCGCCGAAGAGCAUAGUCGAGCCUUGUUUUUCAAAAUCGAUAUCAACUUUGCUCGAGACGCCGCUGCCCAAUUUAGAAUAUCUGCAACGCCAACCUUCAUCACCUUCUUUCGUGGCGUUCAAGAAGACCAGUGGUCCGGCGCUGACCCAUCACUCCUCAAGACAAAUGUUGAACGCCUAAUUCAUCGAGCAUUCCCACCUCAUCCUCACUCGCAAGUCAAGAUUCCGAGCCUCCAGGUGGGUUCCAUGAAGCCAUUCACAUACAGCAAAGUCCCUCCUCUCGACAAGCUCGUUGGCAAACUCGGUCCCGCCGCACACCAGAAGCACUUCGCCGCACUACACUCCUUCGUCGCAAAACGCAACCAACAGGACGCGAAAGAAGCCCUUCUCCCGGAUCUGCAAGAUCUCUCCCGAUCCUACGCAGACGAAGUCACCGCGCUACCGCUCGAAACCCGCUUCGCAGCUGUGGACCUCCUCCGCCUCGCGAUGAUCGACCCACGUGUGAGCGGCUUCCUCGCCGAGGAGGACGGCCCUUCGACCAUCCUCGCACUGAUCCAUCACGCGAAUUCUCUCGAAGAGAAAUGUCCGCAUAACCUUCGUCUCGUGACAUUACAUCUCGCUUGCAACGUUUUCACUUCGCCGCUCUACAGCAAGGAGUUGUUGGCUGCGGAGAACAAGAAGCAUGAUUUGGUCGUACAGAUGGUGCAAUUCAUCGCGUCAUCGUUGAUUGAUGUUUCGCAUCCGACCGCGCGCGUGGCGUCGGCGUCGCUGGCGUUCAACCUGGCUGCCGCGAAUUAUCGCAUUCGGAGGGAACAGGCGCGGGAGGGACUCGAGGAGGCGGAGCAGGUUGCGUUAGCGGCGUCGUUGCUGGAGGUUCUCCCGACGGAAGAAAACGAGGAUGCGCUGAAGACGAUGCUGCUGGCGUUGGGAUUCCUGGCAUUUUUCUCGUCGCAGGAUGGCGAAUUGCAUGAUUUGUGUCAGGCACUGGAUGCCAAAGCUACACUGGGAAUUUGCAAAGCGCAGCAGGCACUAGCGAAGGAGAUCGGCGUUCUUUUCUCAUGA
Molecule: messenger RNA, 1749 nt
Organism: Dissoconium aciculare CBS 342.82
Lineage: Eukaryota; Fungi; Ascomycota; Dothideomycetes; Mycosphaerellales; Dissoconiaceae
Product: DUF862-domain-containing protein
Exons: 2
Coding region: 1-1749 (582 amino acids)
Biological process (GO): protein modification by small protein removal
Molecular function (GO): peptidase activity
Source: RefSeq, a predicted model, not a curated record